Molecule: messenger RNA, 2056 nt
Organism: Triticum dicoccoides
Lineage: Eukaryota; Viridiplantae; Streptophyta; Magnoliopsida; Poales; Poaceae
Product: ankyrin repeat-containing protein At5g02620-like
Exons: 3
Coding region: 1-1905 (634 amino acids)
Cellular component (GO): plasma membrane
Molecular function (GO): protein binding
Source: RefSeq, a predicted model, not a curated record
AUGGAACUCAGACAAGCAGCCGGUGACUUCAAGGAUGAUGGAAGCUCCUUCAUGUGCUCCCGGCUCUACGUCGCGGCGUUCGAGGGGCGCACGCAGGAGGUCGCCGGCCUCCUGGCGGGAAGAAGCGGCGACGCUCCGGCGGCAGCGCACUCAAAAGGUAUCGCGGUUGAUCACCAUGGGCGACCAUGUACGACCCAGGAGGUCACCGGAGAGGGGAACACGCUGCUGCACAUCGCCGCCGGGCAGGGCCACGGGGGGCUCAUUGCCGAGCUGUGCUACCACGACGUCUCCCUCCUCUCCUCCGUGAACCGGGCGCUGGACACGCCGCUGCACAGCGCGGCGAGGGCCGGCCACGCGGACGCCGCGGAGGCCGUCGUCCGGCUGGCCCGGGCCAGCGUGGAGGAGGACGCGCUCCGCGGGAUCCUCCGCGGCAGGAACGACGCCGGGGACACGGCGCUGCACCUGGCCGCGAGGCACGGCCACCGCGAGGCGGUGGAGAGGCUCAUGAAGCUGGCGCCGGAGCUCGCCGCGGAGGCGGACGGCGCUGGCGUGUCGGCUCUGUACCUGGCGGCGAUGAGCGGGUCCGUGGACGCCGUCAGAGCCAUCGCCUCGCACGGCGACGCGUCGGCCGACGGACCCAACUCGCAGAAUGCCUUGCACGCCGCCGUUCUCCAAAGUUCAGAAAUGGUUGACUUGCUCUUGCAAUGGAGGCCGGCACUCACCAGCAACCUUGACACAAACAAGAGCAGCCCACUGCAUUUUGCGGCAUCCGACGGUGACCGCUCGAUCAUCGAAGCUCUCUUAGCACAUUCACCGCCCAGCACCGCAUAUCUGCAGGACAGUGACGGCUUCUCAGCUCUGCAUGCUGCAGCAAAGAUGGGCCAUGUGGCCGCCGUCCGCCUGCUGCUGGAACUAUACCCUUCUUGCGCCGACAUUCGUGACAAGCGGGGCAGAAGCUUUGUUCAUGUUGCAGCCAUGAAGGGCCGCUCUUCCGUUGUGUCCUAUGUUAUCAAAAGCAAGAUGCUGGAACAUCUUCUGAACAUGCAAGACAAAGAAGGGAACACGCCGCUGCAUUUGGCUGUGGCAGCAGGGGAGCACAAGGUUAUCUCCAAGCUGUUGUCAUGUAAGAAGGUGCAUACCCACAUGAUGAACAAUGCUGGCCGGACACCAUCUGAUCUCAUAGAGGAUUCGACUGGUUUCUACUCAAUGAUAAAGCUAGUGGUGAAACUGUAUAUUUCUGGAGCACGGUUCAGGCCAGAGAGGCAAGACCAUAUAGAGAAAUGGAAGGGUCAGGAUAUCAUGAAAUGGCGAGAGACGACAUCGAAAAAUCUUGCGAUUGUCUCCACACUCGUGGCAACAAUCGCCUUCUCUGCAGCGUUCAAUGUGCCUGGAUCAUACGGAUCUGAUGGAAAGGCAAAUCUUGACGGGGAUCGUUUCUACAACGCCUUCUUGGUGUUGGACACCAUUGCCGUGACCACAUCUGUGGUUGCAACAAUACUGCUGAUCUAUGGGAGAGCUUCACGGACAAAUCGCUCCUGGAUAGGCUUCAUUGUGUCAAUGCAUUUCCUUUGGGUGGCACUGAAUAGCAUGAUGCUAGCCUUCUUCAUGGCUAUAGCCGCCGUGGUGAGCGACAAGAACCCCAUGAAGAUUGCAUUGUCCCAGCUGAUGUACGGUGGGUUGUACAUCUUGAUGACACUGCUUGCAAGCUUUGCAACGCCCGGAUCGUUUCUAGGUGUUGUGCGGUUUUUGGUUGGCGGUUGUUCUGAACAUCUACGGCGUUCCAAAAGACGCAUAAGUCGACAGUUCCCCUUUGUUGUAUAUUAUGCUUUUAAUGUGAUUGUGUUCAUCAUUGUGAAUACAAUAGUACUUGUAUCAAUUAGUGUUGCUGGUCGUCUGCCUAGGUAGAAUGGCUCAGAUCAUCAUGCAGUACUACUAUUUUAAACAUGAGUCUUCUUAAUUGCUAACAUUUUUGUACUUAUGAUUAAGCAUAUUUGUGUGUGAGUUAACAUUUCCUUUUGUACAGAAGAAUUUUGAGAGAUCAUGGUUACAAAUGUUA